Messenger RNA from Bicyclus anynana (squinting bush brown), 5655 nucleotides. It is a transcript of the gene tapas, whose product is annotated as tudor domain-containing protein 7B. The transcript is spliced from 21 exons. Lineage: Eukaryota; Metazoa; Arthropoda; Insecta; Lepidoptera; Nymphalidae. Bases 325 to 3729 code for a protein of 1134 amino acids. Gene Ontology annotation, biological process: spermatogenesis. The record is from RefSeq and is a predicted model, not a curated record.
AGUCCGAUACGUACUUUAGGUAGUAGAGUAGUAGUAAAUAAUAAUCUGUGCCGAUGAAGAAAGUGAGGUUUGAUUUGAUUUGAUCAUUUGAGGAACUUGGAACUUGGCAGAAUUCAUUAAAAAUUUCAAAGAAAACAAACGCAACGAUCGAUUCAAGUAGUUAAUGUCCGAAAUUAAAUUGCUCAAAGAAGGAAAGCCUCGUUUGACUUGGAGGUGGCGGCUCUGCUGUGUGCUGACGACUGCAACCGCCUUACCCGUCUUGAAAAUUGUAAUGUGAUUGUAGGAAUAGAAGGUAAUUCUAGUGCAUUCUAGAAGUUUUGCAGUAUGACAGAAAAGGAGCAAGUUAUACAGGCUUUGAAAGCUACUCUAAUAUCUGUAAAAGGGGCGUUAACCCUAAAUCAGUGCAACCGUGACUAUCAUGAACUGCAGGGAGAAUGGAUUCCAUAUAAGAAAUUAGGUUAUACAAGUUUGGAACACUUAUUUCGAGAUGUCCCUGGCUUUAAAAUAACUUUUUCAAAAGGCGAUUGGUAUGUUGACGCUGUAGCGACUCAGGACACCCAGCACAUUGCAUCUAUGGUAGCUAAGCAAAAGACUACGCAAAAGAAAUUUCGUUCAAAUUAUGUGAAUCGCUUCCCGAAGAGACAAGGCUCAUGGCGGAAACCAGCUCCUACACCUAAUUUUUCGUACAAUAACCAAUAUUCUAAUCAAUAUUACAGAGUAAAAUCUACUCCAUUCAAUAACAACAACCAUAACUAUAGGUAUAAUAAACAAAGCGCUCACCUCAAUAGAUCCAGUGAUUCAAAAAGUUCUACACAUGUUAAAUCAGUAGACCAGCCAGAUAGGAGUGCUGCGAAUGGAUCUACAAGUUAUAACUCUUGCCAAGUUUUGAGAGAAACAAAUCUGAAUGAACAAAAACAUUCCAUAAAAAUUGACAAAGAGACUGAAGGAAGUAGUGGAAAACUUUCUGCAUCACAAAGACUGUCAAAUCUACGUGAUAGACUGAAUACAGUUGAUUUAAUACCGUUGCAGCUUCCAGCACAUGCAGAUUAUCUAGAACCGAAUGUUUUGGAGAGUCCAGUAGUCCCGGCAACAGGUUCAGCAGUGUACGCAGCCGCCUCGGCUUUGGAACCGCCUCCGGAAUCUUCAUCAUCGAUUGUCAAGUUGGAAUGGACGUGUCAUAAACUAGGACUUCCACAACCUGUGUAUAAAACUAUUCGCGAAAAAAUUGGCCUCCUCUGCAUUAUAAAGGUGGGUACAUAUUCGGCGAGUUCGUACCCGGACUUGGUGCCGUCAGACGAGGGGCAAGCGAAGGAGUUCGUCGCGGGGAAGAUCCUGGCGCAGAUCGGCAGCUCGGGCGCGGCGGGGCUCGUCACGUCCAGCGACGCGCAGGCGCUGGCCGGCCUCAGCGCGCUCGUGGCGGAGCACCAGGCCGGCCUCUGGGCCAACAUGGCGCCCCAUCUCUACAGAGAGAAGUAUGGAGAAAAUUUACCAAGCUACUGGUUACAGCUGAUAGAAAACUGUCCUAGUGUAGUCAAAGAUCGUGUUGUGAAUGGCCUUUCGGUGCUCAUCCCUAAUAAUGGGGAAACAAAAACGCCAGUGAACAAAGUAGAACCAGUGGUCAUUGAUGAUACAAUUGACAGCGACUUACCCCCACUACAAUUCCCAGAAAACGAUUAUUGGAAUGUAUUUAUUACAAUAGCAAAUUCUUCUUUGGAAAUAUGGCUCAGAAUAAUCGGACCACAGUACAGUGGUGCGGCUGAAGCCCUCGACGAGGAAAUGAUUAGUUAUUACCAACGCGCUGGAACUACUGUCGAUAAGUCUAUGAUUAUCAAAAACGCUUGGUAUGCAGUAUGCUUAGAAGAUGGGGAAUGGCAACGCGCCAAAGUGCUAGAAGUCGAAGAGGAAACGGCUACAGUGUUCUUGGGUGACCACGGAGACAUCGACACGGUUCCUAUUGACCAAAUCAAAAUACUCGAACCUCAAUUCAGAAAAUUACCUGCACAGGCGAUCCUGUGCCGCCUGGAGGGCGUGGAGGAGCUGGCGGCCAGCGAGGCGGGCACGGCGCUGGUGCAGCGGCGGCUGCUGGGCGCGGCGCUGGUGGCGGCGCCGGGCCUGCGCGACGACCCCGCCGACCCGUCCGUGGCAGUGGAGCUCUUCGACACGUCGACAAUGGUCGACAUCAACGUCAACAAGGAGCUCGUGCAGGACUUCUGUUUGUCGGGUGACUUUCAACUCACACAGAAGCCGUGCUCGGUGGAGGUGGGCUGCGUGACGGAGGAGGGGCGCGUGUGGGUGUCGCGCGCGGAAGGCGUGGAGGCGGUGCGCGCGGCGCUGGCGCUGCUGACGGACGGGCCGCACCGCCGCGCGCUGCCGCCCGCGCCGCGCGCGCCGCCCGCGCUCUCCAAGGGGCUCUACAUCGUGCGCACGCUCGCCGGAGACUGGGUGCGCUGCACGGUGAUCAGCGGGCUGGACGGCGAGGGCACGGUGCGCACGCUGCUGGUGGACAGCGGGCUCAUCCUGCGCGCGCCGCUCUCGUCGCUCGUGCCGCUCAACGUCUUCUCCCCCGCGCUCAACGCCUACCCCCCGCAGGCGCAGCAGGUGCGGCUGAGCGGCGUGGAGCGCGUGGCGGGCGGCAUGGUGGCGCGCCUGCGCGAGCUGCUGAUAGGUGCGCGCGUGCUAUGCCGCGCCGCGCCCGACUCGCGCCAGCACGCGUCCGCACCCGCGCCCGCGCCCGUCGAGCUGUUCGUGCGCAGCGGACCGCUCAACAUCCUCGCAUCCGUCAACAACGCCAUCCUGCUCGAGUACGAGUACCAGCAACCCGCAAAACCGAACGAAGAGGAAAAAGAGAACGAUACGACAAAGCAGCUAGAGGCGCUGCACAAGAAGAAAGAGCGCAUUUUCCGAACGGCGGCGGCGGGCGCGGAGGAGGUGCCAGAGGUCGCCGACAAACCAGGCGUGCUGCCGCCGCAGACGCUGCCGACGGCCGGCCAGUGCUUCGACGUCAAUGUCGCCAUGGCCGCCAACCCGUGGAACUUCGUCGUACAACCGAAUUUUUCAAGAACCAGCUUGCAAACGAUGAUGGCUUCACUGCAAACUGAGUGCCCGAAAAUACCCAUCUCAGAAGCACCCACAAAGCCGGCCUACGGAGAGCUGUACACAGCUUACUAUGAAAAAGACGACUCCUGGUACAGGGUAACGAUAGCGGGUUCAGUGUCAGACGAGCUGGUGUCGGUGUACUUCUGCGACUUCGGCGACCUGGCGCUGUUCGAGAGGACGGCGCUGCGGCCCGUGCCCGCCGCCGCGCCGCUCGCGCGCUCGCUGCCGCCGCAAGCCAUCCGGGCGAGACUUUACGGUGACUGUUCAUUCGACUGCCUCGUCGGUCCAGCGGUUAGCCCUCGGCGACUGGCGCUGUUCGAGAGGACGGCGCUGCGGCCCGUGCCCGCCGCCGCGCCGCUCGCGCGCUCGCUGCCGCCGCAAGCCAUCCGGGCGAGACUUUACGAUGUCAAGCCGCUACACCAAGAUUGGCAAGUUGAAGACUGCAUACGGUUUCAAGAGCUAUGUGUGGAGCAGCAAUUUGUUGGCAUUUGCAAGGAGGUCGCCAAAGAUCCGCUAAAUCCUACAGAACCGCUUUUAACACUUGACCUUGUUGACACAUCCACAGAAGAAGACUUGUACAUUAACAAACAAUUAGUCAAAGAAGGCAGAGCACGGCUUGCGUCUGCAUCUUAAAUGUAUCAUGUAUAUUUAUAACCUUUUAAAACAUCACUGUAGCUUUAACUAAAAAGUUGCAUAUUAACUUUUUAGUUUUUUAGCCAUUAAAUGAGAAAGAGAUUGUAACCUGAUAUAAAUAAGACUUGUUAAUUUUUAUUAAGACUAUUAGUUGUUUUUGAUUUUUUAUUUUCAAAGUCCAAAUGUUGCCAGCAUUUGUAAUAAACUCGUGUUUUAUUCUGACUUUACCGCUGACGCAGUUUAUAUGUGCACAAAUCUCGAAUUACAAGUUGUCUUAUUGCUAUGUGUCAGUACCUAGUGAUAUGUGACAAUAUCGUAUUCGAGCACGCAUUUAUUUUAAACAAAAAAUGACAACUUGACUACAUGACUUGUAAAACUAGAUCUCAUUUGGAACACUAGGAUUUUCAAGAUACUUUUUAAUUAUUGUUCUUAUGAACAUAACUAAUUUCCUUAAAUGUGUGUAAACAUUUUUAAAUAUAAUCUCAUAUUUAUUAAGUUUAAAAAAUAUUCGUUUAUCACAAACUAUUUGUGAAUAUGUUUUGUGUUUUGUAAAGAUUUAAAGGUGUUUAACAUGCGGCCAGUGAAGAGAAAUUCAUAUGACAUUUUAUCCAAUGGCGUCGGAGUUGUGACAUUCCCAUCUCUUUUGUACCAACGCAAUGAAAGAGAUAGCGGUAUUUCCAGUUGCGGUAUCUCGUUGGUCGCAUGGUAGCGCCACAGGGUUUACAAAUGUCAUAAAUAAUGGGUUAUUUUAUAUUUUCCUUAAAUGGCCUUGUACUGACUGUAAUACACGCUGCAAAAAUUUUGAAUUUAUGCGUUUUCCCACAAAUUUGUCUCCAGUCUUCAUAUAAACUGAUUGAUGAUUAGUCCAAUGAUUGACUUUUGCAGCUAGUUAAAUUGUGUUUAAUUAUUGACUUUUCAUUCCAUUAUACGGGAUUAAUACCUCGGAAGAACACGCAAAGCCGGUUGCCGGUCACAAUCAUUAAAAUACAUAGAAUGAUAUUAUGGUAUCAUAAUUUUUAGUUACUUUAAAAAUUACACAAUCAAUUUACCGAGUUUUACCCAUAGAGCAUGCUGUGACUUUCACUAUUUAUUUGUUAUUUCUGUUUUUAUUCUACCUAUUUCCAUAGUGAGGCUAAGUUAACUCACUUAUUGUUACUACGAGUAUAUAGUAAGCAUCAAAACAAAAACAAAAAAAAAAUAUAUAGAUAUAUCCCAGAUAAAGGCUUAUAACUCUUACCAAUAAAGCAAGCUAGCUGUAAUGGAACAAUUAUUAUAUUGUACAGUGCGACACGAAAGAGUAGAAAAUAAAUGAAGGCGCUGUUGUCUUUUGUUGUUCCUGUGGUAACUGUAUGUUUUGUCAUCCACUUGUAAUUGCAACUACCUUUAUACUUGAUAUUUUGUUCUAUACCUAGGUAACAUGUACUUAUUUUAAAUAAGAUGAUCUGAUGAAAAUAAUAUUACUAUCUAAUAUAAAUAAAUAUAUUAAGAAAAUACAUAAAUAACCAUCUAUCUAGCCCUGAAGUAAGAUCUAACUGAUUUCAUGACAUACAUUUAUUAAAGUUAAAAGAAAGAGUAUCAUGUAAAUAAAUUAUAUUUAUUGUAGCUCGUCUAGUUGUUAUCCGAAUUUCCACUAUUAUUUUAAUAAUUUGAUAAAAAACAUACAUACAGCCGAACGUAGAACCUCCUCCUUUUUGGAAGUCGGUUAAAAAUUAUCAAUAAUAGUUGGUUGCUCUUUAUCACAGAUCUUUGUGAUAAUGACAUUAAAUGUGGUAUUGCCACAGUUAGUUUAUUAGUUCCAUUUUUGUUAAUUUCUACUCUUGUAUGUCGCACUAUAUUUGCAAAGUGUAACAAACCUUAAUCCAAAAGUAUGUUUUAUUGUCAAUUUAUUGUUGUGCACCAGCAAAAUAAAAGUACUAUAUAUUCUAA